GGGGGGUCAGCAGGACCACCAAGAGGGGGGUCAGCAGGACCACCAGCUCUUUACUGUCAGGGUAAACCAUCUGAUUCUAUGUUGGAAUCAACACUUUAAGUCACAGGACCUUUACCUUGUGUGUGUCUCUGUGUGGACAGACAUGAUGGGAGCUAAUUCUUCCUGAUUCCUCCACAGAGUGGACCAGGAGAGCUCAGAGGGUCCCAGUGGGUCCCAGUCCUCCCAGCAGCAUCAAACCCACCUGGACUCCAUCUUUAUGCUGCUGGAGGAAGACAUCGUCACUUUUGUGAAGAACGAGCUGAAGAAGAUCCAGAAGGUUCUGAGACCAGAUUACCCAGAAUGCCCAGAGAGUCAGAGGGAGGGUGAGGAUGAAGAUCAGAGGAGGAGCAGAGAGGCGUUUCUGAAGAUCACACUGCACUUCCUGAGGAGAAUGAAGCAGGACGAGCUCGCUGACGGUCUGCAGAGCAGAAGUUCAGCAGGAGUUUGUAAGCGUAAACUCCAAUCUAAGCUGGACAGGAAGUUCCAGCGUGUGUUUGAGGGGAUCGCUAAAGCAGGAAACCAAACCGUUCUGAAUCAGAUGUUCACAGAGAUCUACCUCAUGAAGGGAGGGGCUGCAGGGGUCAAUGAUGAACAUGAGGUCAGACAGAUUGAAACAGCAUCCUGGAAACAAGACACACCAGAACCAACAAUCAGACAAGAAGACAUCUUUAAAACCCCACCUGGAAGAGAUGAACCAAUCAGAGCAGUUAUGACAACGGGAGUGGCUGGCAUCGGGAAAACAGUCUUAACACAGAAGUUCACUCUGGACUGGGCUGAAGGCAAAUCCAACCAGGACAUCCAGUUCACAUUCCCAUUCACCUUCAGAGAGCUGAAUGUGCUGAAAGAGAGAAAGUUCAGCUUGGUGGAACUUGUUGAUCACUUCUUUAGUGAAACCAAAGAAGCAGGAAUCUGCAGGUUUGAAGAGUUCCCGGUGGUUUUCAUCUUUGACGGUCUGGAUGAGUGUCGACUUCCUCUGGACUUCCUUAACAAUGAGAUCCUGACUGACGUUACAGAGUCCACCUCAGUGGGUGUGCUGCUGACAAACCUCAUCAGGGGGGAUCUGCUUCCCUCUGCUCGCCUCUGGAUAACCACCCGACCUGCAGCAGCCAAUCAGAUCCCUCCUGGGUGUGUUGACAUGGUAACAGAGGUCAGAGGGUUCACUGAUGCCCAGAAGGAGGAGUACUUCAGGAAGAGAUUCAGAGAUGAGGAUCAGGCCAGCAGAAUCAUCUCCCACAUCAAGAGAUCACGAAGCCUCCACAUCAUGUGCCACAUCCCAGUCUUCUGCUGGAUCACUGCUACAGUUCUGGAGGACGUGUUGAAGACCAGAGAGGGAGGAGAGCUGCCCAAGACCCUGACUGAGAUGUACAUCCACUUCCUGGUGGUUCAGUCCAAAGUGAAGAACAUCAAGUAUGAUGGAGGAGCUGAGACAGAUCCACACUGGAGUCCAGAGACCAGAAAGAUGAUCAGGUCUCUGGGAAAACUGGCUUUUGAGCAGCUGCAGAAAGGCAACCUGAUCUUCUAUGAAUCAGACCUGACGGAGUGUGGCAUCGAUAUCAGAGCAGCCUCAGUGGUCUCAGGAGUCUUCACACAGAUCUUUAAAGAGGAGAGAGGACUGUACCAGGACAAGGUGUUCAGCUUCGUCCAUCUGAGUGUUCAUGAGUUUCUGGCUGCUCUUCAUGUCCAUCUGACCUUCACCAACUCUGGAGUCAACCUGCUGUCAGAAGAACAAACAUCAUCAACACAGUUCUACCAGAGUGCUGUGGACAAGGCCUUACAGAGUCCUAAUGGACACCUGGACUUGUUCCUCCGCUUCCUCCUGGGUCUUUCUUUGCAGACCAAUCAGAAACUCCUACAAGGUCUGCUGACACAGACAGGAAGUAGCUCAGAGACCAAUCAGGAAACAGUGGACUACAUCAAGAAGAAGAUGGAUGAGGGUCUGUCUGCAGAGAGAAGCAUCAAUCUGUUCCACUGUCUGAAUGAACUGAAUGAUCGUUCUCUAGUGGAGCAGAUCCAACGGGCCCUGAGUUCAGGACGUCUCUCCACAGAUAAACUGUCUCCUGCUCAGUGGUCAGCUCUGGUCUUCAUCUUACUGUCAUCAGAAGAAGAUCUGGACGUGUUUGACCUGAAGAAAUACUCUGCUUCAGAGGAGGCUCUUCUGAGGCUGCAGCCAGUGGUCAAAGCCUCCAAAAAAGCUCUGCUGAGUGGCUGUGACCUGUCAGAGAGAAGCUGUGAAGCUCUGUCCUCAGUUCUCAGCUCCCAGUCCUCUAGUCUGAGAGAGCUGGACCUGAGUAACAACAACCUGCAGGAUUCAGGAGGGAAGCUGAUCUCUGAUGGACUGAAGAGUCCACACUGCACUCUGGAGACUCUCAGUCUGUCGGGCUGUCUGAUCUCAGAGGAAGGCUGUUCUUCUCUGGUCUCAGCUCUGAGCUCCAACCCCUCCCAUCUGAGAGAGCUGGACCUGAGCUACAAUCAUCCAGGAGACUCAGGAGUGAAGCUGCUGUCAGCGGGACUGCAGGAUCCUCUCUGGAGACUGGACACUCUCAGGGUGGAGCCUGCUGGAGUCAGAUGGUUGACACCAGGUCUGAGGAAGUAUUCCUGUGAACUCACAGUCGACACCAACACGGUGAACAGGAAACUCAGACUGUCUCACAACAACAGGAAGGUGAUAUAUGUGGAGGAGGAUCAGCCAUGUCCUGGUCAUCCAGAGAGGUUUGAGACCUGGGAACAGCUGCUGUGUAGAGAUGGUCUGACUGGUCGCUGUUACUGGGAGGUCCAGACCAGAGGAGAUGUUGAGAUAUCAGUGAGUUACAGAGGAAACAGGCGGAGAGGAGACAGUAUGUUUGGAUAUAAUGAUCAGUCCUGGAGUCUGAGCAUCUCUGAUGAUCGUUACUGUGUCCGUCACAAUAACAGAGAGACAGCCGUCUCCUCCUCCCAUGUCUCUGGUAGAGUAGCAGUGUAUGUGGACUGUCCUGCUGUCUCUCUGUCCUUCUACACAGUCUCCUCUGACUCACUGAUCCACCUCCACACCUUCAACACCUCAUCCACCCAGACUCUCUAUCCUGGGUUUGGGUUCUGGAUUCCUGGCUCCUCAGUGUCUCUGUGUCCUGUGUAGGACGGAGAGUCUCCUCCUGUCUCUCACUGCUGAUCAGCUGAGUCUGGAAAGGAUCACACUUCCAUAAAUAUGUCAUCUUAUUGUUAUGAACUAAUGAAUGAACUUUGUAUGAAAUAAUCCAGGAUGAUUGAACAGAUUCAUCGUGAACAUUGUAAUCUUCUUCCACUUCCUGUCCUUUAAAGACGGAAGCUGUGAUCAUGAAAUUGUA
This is a messenger RNA of Etheostoma cragini (Arkansas darter), 3359 nucleotides long. Its product is annotated as NLR family CARD domain-containing protein 3-like. Lineage: Eukaryota; Metazoa; Chordata; Actinopteri; Perciformes; Percidae. Gene Ontology annotation, molecular function: protein binding. The transcript has 8 exons. The record is from RefSeq and is a predicted model, not a curated record. Bases 257 to 3151 code for a protein of 964 amino acids.